UAUUUCGCUUACAGAUUUAUGUCCUUAUAUCUUAGUUAAGGAGGCAUUCUACUACUUAGAUGUUAUCUAGAGUAGGCUUGGAAACCGUAAAUGUGCUCAUUAAUUGUUACUACCAAAUAACCCAGAUAUGAAGGGGCUGCUCUUUCACUUCAUGCAAGUUGUAUUCUGAACUCUUUACGCGCUUCACCAUUUCAUCAGUGCAGCAACGGCACUUUUCACAUAUGAAAUCCCUCUGGUAAUCAAUGAUGAUGACAUUUACGGUUUUGCCUUUCAGAAUACGAGUUCGUGAUAUAAAUGAAGCAUUUAAGGAAUUAGGUCGUAUGUGUAUGAUCCAUUGUAAGAAUGAUAAGGCGCAGACCAAGCUAAACAUUUUGCACAUGGCGGUGGAGGUGAUCACCACCCUGGAGCAGCAGGUUAGAGAACGUAAUUUGAACCCUAAGGCAGCUUGUCUGAAGCGACGUGAAGAAGAGAAGUCUGACGGCUCUAAGUUACCACCACCUCAUCUCCCACACCCUUCCAGCAUGGCUCCUCCUUCCCAAACCUGCCCGGUGAUCAUCUAAGCCAUGGAGGUGCUGGACCUCACUAGUGACCUGACCACCACUGGCAGCAGCCGUAGUCCUUCCCACCCAAGGCUACAUCAGGGGUUGUGGAGCCCCCCCAGCAAGGGGCUGGUGUGUACAGCUGAGCCACUCCCGAGGCCUGUGCGAGAGAGGCAGUGUGUGGCGUAUCCAUGUGGCAGGGGAUCGUGACAUAGGGCAAUUAUAUGUGUUUAGUGUAUAUUUUUUAAGCAGCCAAGAGAAUGGCAAGGGAUGGGACAGUUUGGAACAGUUGUUAGGACACCAGGGCCCCUCUAACCCCCCCUGCCCAGUGCAGCUCAGUGUGUGGUCUUCUGCGUGCGAUCUUCCACGACAUAUCUCGCAGCCAAUCAUAUCACAAGGCAGCCUAAGCUUGGUCAUGAUGUGACAAUGGUCGUAGCUUCACUUUAUCUUGAAAUGUGCAAAAUGAAGUUCUACCAGUCUUGGUAUGAAUCUGAGCUCCCAAAGAAUAUAUGCAAGGUUGAGCACUGACUCAAAAUUGUUGUUGAGAAUUGGAAAGUGAUUAUAGAGCGACAAGAUGCCUUGAAAUGUGGAGUGAAGCUGAAUAGUGCAGUGUGAAGGACUGAGUUGGCUGAUACUACUGGCCAUGUACUCUGGGCUGGAGGUGAAGACCGAGCAAUGAACCGACUUCACUAGGUUUAGCAUUGUAUACAUAAUUACUAUACAUUGUGUACAGAAUGACUCAUUAUUUUAUUAAACAAACAUUUUUAGCUAGGUGAUCUAUUCUGAGAAAAGAGUAAUGUAAAGAAUGCACAAUGCUUUUAUGAACAGAUGGUUUACAUCGAGGAUAUUGAUUAAGAAGCUAAAGUUAUAUGGUAGCUUCACUGUGUUGAGCAACUCCUCUUUUAAGUGCAUAAUUUUAGUGUAGUUGUUAGUGCUUCCCAUUUUCCUGUGUUCAUCUGCUGACUUUAUCAAUAAUUUUGAUUUUGUACUCAUUAUUUAGAACUGGAUCCCUGUGUCCACCUUUAAGUCAUGAGUGGAAGGAGGCCAUUCAGUCCAUAGUGCCUCAAUAUUGGUCAUUCUGUCAUGGGGAAGUCAGUGGCAAUUAGUGAUGUUGACUUGUUAUUCAGCUAAGGAAACAGCAGCUUGAAAGACGUUUUGUGUAGCUUUGUUGUUAGGCUUAUCAACUGGUAAUUGGAGAAAAUUUAUGUAAGACUGUGUUAAAACAAAAUUGCAGCUGAAUGUCAUUCAUAAAUUUUUUGUAUGACUUGGCAUUGUUCAGAUGUUACUUUGAUCGCAAAAUGGUGCGGAUUUCUUGUAAGAUUGUCAUUCUAAAACAUUCCAAUUGAAGUGUUAUGUAACUUUUGUUGGUAAUUACAAACCUGGUCAGUGACCAAAUCCCACUCAACUCUGGACUGCACUUUUUUGACAUGUGUAAAUAACAGGUGCAUGGUGGUGUUUUGCACAUAUGUUAUUGUAUUAUAUAUAUCCAGUUCUAUUGGAUAAUUUAUAAAUUUUUUGAACACAACCAUGACCCUGAUUUCAAUACACAGGUUGCUGUAGCCCUACUGCAUCUGACUAUCAAAUUCAUUCAAGGCACAGCUACAUGGAGGGAUCUAAACCUCCAUUGUGAUUGACAUUUGCUUUAGAUUUUUCAAAUUUUGAUUUUUUAUAUGAAUCAGUUUAAAAUUCUGAAAUUAUUAUCUUAAAAGUGUUUAAUACUUUAUAGUGUGUUCUCAACUUUGUAGAUAUUAUGAUGUUUUGUUGAGAUGAUAUUCAGUGACAGGAGCAGCCAGCAUUAGAUUCAUGGACUUUUCCUUGUGCAUUUUUCAAGAUUCAUAAUUAAAUAUUUUAUCUGUCAGAAAUAUUCCAUCCAUCCUGGUACGCCUGAGACUCGCAGGGCCACCCUGCUGUUCCUCGUGUUAACGCUCACUCGGUAACUUCUGCCGGCUCACAACCCUACAUCCAUGCUAACUUUAUUUCCUCCCAGCUGAUAAAGAGGAAGGGGAAUGUUGAGUCC
Molecule: messenger RNA, 2556 nt
Organism: Penaeus vannamei (Pacific white shrimp)
Lineage: Eukaryota; Metazoa; Arthropoda; Malacostraca; Decapoda; Penaeidae
Source: RefSeq, a predicted model, not a curated record